Molecule: messenger RNA, 831 nt
Organism: Ctenopharyngodon idella (grass carp)
Lineage: Eukaryota; Metazoa; Chordata; Actinopteri; Cypriniformes; Xenocyprididae
Product: C-C chemokine receptor type 8-like
Exons: 1
Coding region: 1-831 (276 amino acids)
Biological process (GO): phospholipase C-activating G protein-coupled receptor signaling pathway; positive regulation of Rho protein signal transduction
Cellular component (GO): membrane
Molecular function (GO): G protein-coupled receptor activity
Source: RefSeq, a predicted model, not a curated record
AUGAAUAACUCUACAGUAAACUUAACCACACCUGAAGCAUCCUAUUCCUUUGAGCUAGCGGACAGUAGGAAAAUAUGUGUCUUCAGCAUCAGUUUCCUGUUGGGUCUUCCUACACACUCCUAUGUUAUUUGGCUCAUCAUCACAGGAACAGGAAGUAGAGUUGCAUCAGAGUUUUUCUUCUUCAAUCUGUCUGUUUGUGAGAUUGGUAACAGCCUCAAUUCAAUGUUUGGUCUACUGUCAUAUUUGUUUUCAAGUUUCACAAUAUUAACACAUUUUUUGCAAGGACUAGGCAUCACUGGCCGUCCUCUGUUUCAGUGUCUGAUGUGUUUUGAGUGUUACCUGGCAGUGGUUCAUCCUGUAACCUUUCUGAAGUACAAACCUCUCAGAUAUAGAGUGAUGUGCUGCACUGCGGCCUGGAUAAUCACUCUCGGUUCCUGUUUAUUCUGCAUCUUUACUUUACUAUCAUUCAACAUAGAGCCAUAUAUAUGGUUUUUCUCAACAGCAUUCCUAUUCUUCCUCUCCAUCCAGUUGUUUUGUCUUGUGACUGUUCUCAGAGCUCUGAAGCAGUCAGGACCAGGAGAGAGAAAGAGAGAGAGAGGGGAGGAAAACCACAUGAAGAGAAGAGCAUUUUAUCUUAUUCUGAUAACAACAAUAAACUUGAUUAUUCAAUAUAUGCCAUUUACUAUCACAGGAUUCUUUGUCAUUCUAGCUCAAAAGGAUAUUUUUGUCUUUUGGUUUCCUGCUUUUCUUUGUUAUGUGCUAGCUGGUUUUGUGCAGCCUGUUCUUUAUUUACAACGGGCUGGAAAACUUUUCUGCCUCUGUUCUUCAUAA